AUGGUAUUUUAAAAUUGUAUUGUGUGUGGAAGGCAAUCAGAAGAAUUAGUGAAAUUACUCCCUCAUUUCAAAUCUUCUAGAGAAUACGAGUAUAUCCAUAAAAAGUGUCUAUUAUUUUACAGAUCUGAUUGGAAUAAUCGUUUGGCAAUAAAUGAAAAAUUAUUUUACAAGGAAUACUUGAAACAUUGUUCAAUUUGUGGGAAAAAAAACUAAAAAUAAGUUGUUCAUUGUUCAUAUAGGUAUAAUUAGAAUGUGUAAUUCGUAAAAGUUAAUGUAAAAAGAGCUUUCAUUUUGAUUGUGUAGACAACCCUAUAAUAUCUAAGACUGAAGAGAAUGGUCAUCGCCCUCCUAAGUUGUUGAUAUUUUGUACAUACCAUAAUUCAAACAAAAAUGUUGUUUCUGAUUUAAAUGAAGCAGUGAAUUGCAUAUAUAACUCUCAUAUAGUUUAGAAAGAAGAAUAAGAAAAAGAACCGUAUUCAGAUCAUAGAGUUAAGCACAAAAAAAAGCAUAAAAAAAAACAUUCUCACACAAAAUCUCAUUCUUAUAAAAAAAGAUCAAGACAUUCUAGUAAAAACUUGAAAUUUAGUGAUGGUGAAGAAUCAUAAUCAAAAUAAUAGAUUCCUUUAGUUAUUUAGUAGAAUCCACAUGUAGAUCUUUAUGUUAUUGAACCUAUUAUUAUACCAAUAGAUUAUUAGUUUUAAGAAAAAGAUAUUAAAAAGUAGUUAGAAACAAAGCCUUAAUAAUAAUAGCCGCCAUAAAAAAUAUUUGUUCAAUAAUAAAUUUUUCCUUUGAUUACUAAAAUGAGUUAAGAAGAUCCAGAAUUUCCAAAGUAAGAAAGAGAAACGAAGAGAGAUUAAUCAAUUGCAAAAUGGUGGGACAAAAUAGAUGAUAUUUACUUUUAAGGAGAAGAGAAAAUGGCUUUAACAAUUUUAGAAGAAAUUGAUAAUUUAUUUUAAUGGUAUGAUUAAGUUUUAGAUUAAGAUCUUUUAGAUAGUUCAGAUGUUAGUAAUUUUGGUAAAUCUUUGCAUUAUAGAUAGAAUCAAUAAUAUAGUUAAGAUAUCUUUAUAGAGACACCAUGAAUGUUGUUUUUCGGACUUCAUAAUCUUCCUAUUAGUACACUAAUUGUAAAACAAUGUUUUAGAUUUAUACGAUAUAAUUUUUCUGAUUAUUUUGGUCGAACGAAAACCAAAGGACAGAUCCUAACAAAUUUAAGACUCUAUAGAUACCCAUAAGAAAAUUUACCUUUUCUAAAAACACUGUAAAUAGCUGAAAAUGAAGUAAAAAUUUAUAUUUGCUAAAAAGGAGCCAGUAGGAAAAAGUCUUGUUUUUCAAGAAUCCUGUGAACUAACUUAAGAGGAUUUUGAUUAAUGUAUUUAACUAGAAGAAAAAAUCAAACUUUAAUAUUAGCUUUUGGAGUUAUAACUUGAUAUAGAAAAUGGAACUGUAGAAUAAUUAGAUAUAGUAUAUCAUGUAUUGAAAGAGGAUUUAAAUUAAAUUGUUUAAUAAAAUAAUUUAAUGAGAGAUAAUAUAAAUAAAUAAAUUAUUGCAAGCAAAGAUUAUUAAACUUUAAAAAAAUUGAAAAAAGAAUAAGUAAUAACUAUGGAUUUACUAAAAUGGUCAUAAAUAGUUAAAGCUUUUAUUAAUGGUUAUAAAGAUAAAUAAAAAGAUGUUUUAAAUACAUUUUAUCCUUGUUUAAAUUUAGAUUCUUAAUCAUCAUAAAAAGCUUAAUUAAAAAAGAAAAAAAUUCAUUCUAAAGAAAAUACUAAACCACUUGAUACUGAUUGUAAAAUUUGUUUUGAUUAUCAUUACACUGACUUUAAUCCAGUUAUUUAUUGUGGAAGAUGUUCAACAUCAUUUCAUAAAAUAUGUUAUUGUUUUAUAGGAAAUCUAGAUGAAACAGAUGUUCUUUGUGAUGCAUGUUAAUUUGAACAAAAUAAAUUAGGCACUACAAAAAGAAGUAAAUUAUUGUUAUUAUUCAGAUUAAGCAAAAUGUAGGAUUUGUAAAAAGUUAGGACUUCCUUAAAAAUAUAUUGAUAAUUAAUUUUAUCAUGUUUCAUGCUUGCUACUAACAAAUUUAGUUAUUUUAAAAAAAGGUGUUUAUAAAGUUAGAAGUAGUUAAAAUGAUAUUUAAUAAUUCUGUAAAGAUAAUGAAUCAAGUACCCCAUAAUGUGCUAUAUGUGGUGAUGUUAAGGGUAUUAUUCAUUACAGAAAUAUAGGAUUUCGAUUUACUUGUUUCGGAAAUGAGACAAUUCCCUGUAAGCAUGCAUUUCAUCCUUUAUGUGCAUAUCUUCAUGGACUGACAAUAGAUAUAGAAAGUGAAGAUAUAGAAUAAUGUUUUGCAGAAAAAAGAUUUGGAUAGUUGAAUGUCAAUAUUAAAUGUGUAUUACAUUGUGGAAAAGAUUUACAAGAUUUAUUACUACAAACAUAUUACAGGUAUCAUUAAUUAAACUAUGUUAAGACGAUUUGCAUUAAAUUAUGAACAAGCUGCCAAAUGUGGAGGCUAAGAUAUUUUUUUAGAAGAGUUUAAAAAAACUAAGGGAUUCAAAUAUUUAUUUUCCAAACAACCAAUAUCAAAGAAUGACUCUUUUUUAUCAUAAUUAUUUAAUAUAAAUGGAAACCCAACAAUAAUGACGUGA
Messenger RNA from Paramecium sonneborni, 2636 nucleotides. The record is from the annotation of a GenBank genome assembly. Lineage: Eukaryota; Ciliophora; Oligohymenophorea; Peniculida; Parameciidae.